Molecule: messenger RNA, 2709 nt
Organism: Malania oleifera
Lineage: Eukaryota; Viridiplantae; Streptophyta; Magnoliopsida; Santalales; Ximeniaceae
Exons: 9
Coding region: 443-2425 (660 amino acids)
Molecular function (GO): DNA binding
Source: RefSeq, a predicted model, not a curated record
AGAAUCGUUUUCAAAUACACCCCCCAUUUACGGCAAACAACCGCAGGUUACUCCCAAUAUUUUUUUUUUAAAAAAAUAUUUUUAGUUUUUAAAGAAGCAUGUUACUCUAUUUUUGGAGGUCGAGCCGCGCGGAAAAAUGGAAAAUAGUCCAAGUUCGGCUCACCGUCGCAAAGCAAAACGCUCUCGCUCGAAAGCCCCACUAAGCAGAGCAGGACAGAGAAUCUUUUUUUAAAAUAGAAAAUUAAUAAAAAUAAAAAUACACGUGGCAUCAUAAACGCUGUGACUCAUUUUGCUUCCACACCUCGUUUUAACCACCUGGUUCAAACCACUCCCAAAUUUUUCAGACACAGUGGCCGCGCUCUCUCGGGGAAAGAGCGACCUCAUCGUCGGGAAACUCUCGCUCAAGGGCGAUUCGUCUCUUCGAAUUCGGAUUCCGGCGGAGAUGGUGGCCGCGAAGUCGCCGGCAUGGCUUCCCGCCGGCUGGAAGGUGCAGGACGAAGUGCAAAAGAGCGGCCGCAAAGUUAGGUGUUACACCAACUCAAAAACUGGAAAAAAAUUCUUUUCCAAGAAAGACUUUGAUCGUUACACUAGAAUGAGAAAGAUUUGUAAUCGCAGCAGAUCUCAACCUAUGAAAAGAAGCUCCAUCAGGCUGGCAGAAAAGAAACAUAAACAAGUGAGUUUGAAAACUAAGGCAGAAAAGAAACAUAAACAACUUGUAGUGAAAGCAAAUAACAUCCCUGAGUGGUUACCUAAAGGCUGGACCAUGGAGAUAAGAACCCGGAAGAGUGGUGCGCGAAUUGGACAAGAGUACAAGUGCUAUGUUGACCCACUUACUGGAGUCAAAUUCUAUUCCCGGCCGCAAGUGUCCCGAUAUCUUGUAUCUGCAAAGCACAGCAGUUCCACAUCCAAAAAGAAGAAAAUAGGCAAUGGCACACGAUCUGCAAGCAAACAUCAUAAGAAUACAUCAAAGGGACGCAAAUUUAAGCCAGAGGCAUCUCGGCCUCUCAAAAUAGCAAAGCGCAGCAGCAGCAAAUCUAAACAGGAGAAAAGAAGAAGUCGUGUUUACUCUGAGACAAAUGUUGUGGUUGAAAAAGUUGAAGCAGAUGGGUUACCACCAGGUUGGAUAAAGGAGAUCAAAACUAGGGAAAGCAUGCUUGGAAUCAGGAAAGACCCGUAUUACACGGAUCCUGUUACUGGAUAUGUAUUCCGCUCCAAAAAAGAUGCUUUGCGCUACAUAGAAACUGGAGAAAUUAGUAAGCACGCGAUCAAGCAGAAUAAAAGGCCAAUCAAUGAUCCGGAGUUGACAAAUGAUGGAUUCUCUCUGCCAUCUGAAGGUAAAAGGCAGAAAACAAAACACUAUGCAACCAGAAGGCAACUUUUUGAAGGUAAUGGAAGUUCUGAUGUGACCAGCAUAACCCUGCCAGAAGGCAAGGGCUCAAAGAAAAGUCGAGGCAAGAUUGCAGCUGCUGAAACCAAAUCUGCUUCAACUCCCACAACUGAGAACCUCAAGGAGAACCAUCUGCUUGACAAUACUAGUGAAAGGCAUGCUGAAAUUAAGGAAAACUCUGGUCUCUUUGACUCACCACUGCCAAAUGCUGAUGGCUUCGGCACAAAGGCUUUUACUGAAAAUGGGCCUGAUUCUACUCCUGUAGCUGAUGUCUUUGAAGAGAAGACUGUGAAGUGCAAUAAUAAAGGAACUCGAAAUAAGAAGAGAGAAUUCAAGAAUAAGGAGCUAAACAUUCCCCGUCGGUCCUCAAAACGACUUGCUGAGCUUAAACCUGGGCUGGCGGCCAACUUGGGGUCGGGUCGGCAAGCUGUUCAAAUUGGAGGUAAGAAGUCAGGUGAAAGUGAAGCCACUCCGGCUGUAGGUUUGGCUGAUGAUGCAUCUCAGCAGCUUGAGGCUGUGCCAGGAGCAGAGCUUGGGCAUGAUACUCAUGAAAGCAAAGAAGAUCCUCUGUUCCAACUAGAGCCAUCUAACCAGACCAGGAAAUCUGACGAGGACAAAGCUGUUCUACAAGAGCAAUCAGGGGAACUGGAUUCUGGGAAUAAGAAUGACGAGAAGCCAGAAACACAGCAAUACUUCUCUUUGGUGGAUUCUUGGUCAGACCCAUGCCUUGAAUUUGCAUUCAAGACUCUUACAGGUGCAAUACCAGUUGAGGAUAAUUUGUCGAUCCAGGGUUACUUUGAGCAGCAACUCGAUGCUUCUCACUCUAAGAAUAAUGGUGGCUCGACACUGGCAGAUUUUUGCAUACCCAGCUUUCUUCAAGGUGACGUUUCUCCCGAGCCUGAUGCAGCAGGGAAACCGGAGCUGCCGGUGAAGCCUUCCUUGCUGCCCCCAGGAAAUAUCAGCUUGCCAAGCUGCAGCGCAGCUGCUCCUCAACAAUCUGAGGGUAAAAAGGACUAUCCUAGAAAUGGAGACAACUAGAUGAAGAAGGUGGCUAGCCUAUUUUUUGACACACUACUAGCCAGAACAAGCUGAAUUGAUGGUGUCAACUUUUGGAAUAAGAACCGUUACAGGUAGCCUUAAAUGCUUAAUUAACCUUGUAGGAUGGUCCUUAAGUUUAAGUGUUGCUAUUUUAAUAGACUUUCUAAACCAGUGGGCUCCGGUGUUUUUUUAAGUUCCUUUUUGGUUUGUAAUGUUGUUUAAUAGACUGCGAUCUGGCUGUGGCAAUCUGCCCUUUUCUGCAACUAGUAAGUUCUCAUUUCUCA